This is a messenger RNA of Sipha flava (yellow sugarcane aphid), 2817 nucleotides long. Its product is annotated as ATP-binding cassette sub-family F member 3. The transcript is spliced from 13 exons. NCBI's taxonomy places the organism in Eukaryota, Metazoa, Arthropoda, Insecta, Hemiptera, Aphididae. The record is from RefSeq and is a predicted model, not a curated record. Gene Ontology annotation, molecular function: ATP binding; ATP hydrolysis activity. The coding region runs from base 263 to 2410 and encodes 715 amino acids.
UACGUCCCCUCAUUCGGGUAGCGCCAGCUGUAAAUGCUUCAUGAUCUCAUUGAUUAGUUUGGAACAAAUAGCUUUUUAGAGUAUUAAAUGUUUUUGAAUAUCGUUUAAUUACGUCGACUUAGGUAAUUGAAAAAAAUCUUUUCGAAAAUUCGUAUUAAUUUCUUAUUAUGAGGAAUACAAGCAGAACCCAUUGUUACUCAAAAUAUAUUUUUUAAAACGGUUAUCAAUUAUUAAGUUAAAUAUUAGUAAGCAUUUGUUGACGAUGGACCAUUGUAAAGAUUUUAUUAAAGCCGAAUUCCCUUCAAUUGAUAUAGAAAUGUUUCAAUACAUUGAAGGUGUUUUAGAAAAUGGAAUUGAAGACUUCCAUGAUUCUGAAGAUAUAUAUGAAGCAAUUGGUGAAGUAUUGCAGGAAAUUGCAAAUAAGUCUGAAUCGGACAUCAGAGGGAUCUGUUCAAAAUUAUUGCAUUUUAUGCGUCCUCAUUCUAAUGACAAUGUAUCAAGAAAUGGUCUAACUAAAAUUUUAGAUGCUCCAGUGCAUUUAGCAUCAAUGGCAGCAGAUCUAGAAGAUAAUGAUAUGGAAAUUAAAAGUAUCUGGGUGAAUUCGAGAGAUGAUAGUUUAAAAGUAGAUAAAAAAAAACUAGACAAAGCUCAAGCAAAAUUGCAACAAAAACAGGAUAAACGGACUGAGCAAGUUCUUAAAGGUGUAGGAACUAUGAGUGUAUCAAAUAAUAAAAUGGAUGGUGCAACUGCUUCUCAAGUAACAAGUAAAAAGGAAGCUAAAAUGGAAGCUAAAGGAAAUAAUCGAGCUCAGGAUAUAAGGAUAGAAAAUUUCGAUGUUGCAUAUGGAGAGAGAAUAUUACUCCAGAAUACUGAUGUAACUUUAGCUUAUGGUAGAAGAUAUGGUUUAGUUGGAAGAAAUGGACUUGGUAAAACUACAUUGUUAAGAAUGAUAUCGGGAGGUCAGUUACGAAUUCCAUCUCACAUAUCUAUACUACAUGUUGAACAAGAAGUAGUUGGUGAUGAUACACCUGCUUUAGAAUCUGUAUUACAGUGUGAUUUUGUUCGACAUGGUCUGUUAACUAGAGAAAAAGAAGUUAACACAUUGAUUGCUAAUGGUUCGCCAUAUAGUGCUGAAUUAUCAUCUGAAUUAAGUGAAAUAUAUAUGCAAUUGAGUGCCAUAGAAGCUGAUAAGGCUCCUGCUCGAGCCAGUGUCAUUCUUGAUGGUUUGGGUUUCAAUCCAGAUAUGCAAAAAAAAGCCACUAAACAUUUUUCAGGUGGAUGGCGUAUGCGUUUAGCCUUAGCUAGAGCACUUUUUUCUAAACCAGAUUUGUUACUACUUGAUGAACCUACUAACAUGUUGGAUAUGAAAGCAAUUAUAUGGUUAGAAAACUAUUUGCAAACUUGGCAAAGUACAUUGCUUGUAGUAUCUCAUGACCGUCAUUUCUUAGAUUCUGUACCUACUGACAUAUUACAUCUUCAUACUCAGCGAAUUGAUACUUAUAGAGGUAAUUAUGAAAUUUUUGAAAAAACUAAAAAUGAGAAGCUUAAAAAUCAACAACGAGAAAUUGAAGCACAAAUGGCUCAUAGAGCUCACGUACAAGAGUUUAUUGAUAGAUUUAGGUAUAAUGCUAAUCGUGCUUCUAGUGUUCAGAGUAAAAUUAAAAUGCUUGAAAAACUACCAGAAUUAAAACCUAUCGAGAAAGAAGUAGAAGUUGUUUUACGUUUUCCUGAAACAGAAGGAUUGUCACCUCCUAUUUUACAACUUAAUGACAUUUCAUUUGCAUAUCCUGGUUGUGCUAAUGUUUUACAAAAUGUUAAUCUUGGAGCAACGUUAGAAUCUAGAAUAUGUAUUGUAGGUGAUAAUGGAGCUGGUAAGACAACACUAUUGAAAAUUAUUAUGGGUAUAUUAAAUCCUACUUUUGGGGUCAGAAAUGUGCAUAGAAAUUUGAAAUUUGGAUAUUUCAGUCAGCAUCAUGUAGACCAAUUAGAAAUGAACCUUUCUUCUGUAGAGCUAUUACAAUCAUCUUUCCCUGGCAAAACUGUAGAAGAAUAUAGACGUCAAUUAGGAGGAUUUGGUAUAUCAGGUGAUUUAGCAUUACAGAGUGUUGGUAGCCUAUCUGGAGGUCAGAAAUCAAGAGUAGCAUUUGCUAGAAUGUGCAUGUCAAAUCCAAAUUUCUUAGUACUUGAUGAACCUACCAAUCAUUUGGAUAUUGAAACAAUCGAAGCUUUAGGGAAAGCAUUACAAAAAUACACCGGUGGUUUAAUACUUGUCUCUCACGACGAACGUUUAAUUCGUAUGGUUUGUAAAGAGCUAUGGGUUUGUGGUGGUGGAAAUGUUAAAAGCAUUGAAGGCGGCUUCAACGAAUAUAGAACCAUUGUGGAACGGGAACUUGCGGAAGCUGCUAAGUAGACAAAUUUUUGUAUCUACAAUAUUAUUAUUUAUUUAUAUACAUUUUUCACUUGUUUUUUUUUUAAUGCCAUUUAAGAGAAAUUUAAUGAAAAGUGAAAACAUAAACUUUGUUAUAAAUAUCGUUUGUAACGGUUUAAAUAACAUAAAAGUGUGAGUAAGAAUUGUUUGUAAAAUUGUAUGAUUAUUUGUUAUACUGGCCAUAAUCAAUAUAAAAAUAUUGAAUAUUCAAAAUCUUUGAUUUUUAUUUGUUUUAGAACCUUAACUUUGUAAACUUAACUAUGUUAAACAUAUAAGAUUGAAGAAACUCACAUCUUAGUGAUCAUCAGAGUUAAAAUUAAGAAGCCAGGAACAAUGUAUUGUUUUUAUUUCAAAAACUGUUUGGUUGAAAAUAAAUUAUUGUGCCAAUA